UUCCCAUUGAUUGGGCCCAGAUAACCACCAUUCUUACGUGUCACCAGCUGUACCCAAUCAUUAUCACCCUCUCAUUAUCACCUAUAACUCCCAAAUCAAUUAAAAAAAAAUUCAUUAUCCACUCAAUAUCUCUCUUACCAAAUAGACAAAACUUUUGUGUUGAAGGAGAGAGCUUGAUGGCGGCGGUGGUGGUGGAGGAGGAGGAGAGAGAGAGGUUGAUUGAGAGGGUGGCGGUGUUGGAUUUUGAUAAGUUGUGUUCAACGGUGGCGAUGAAGACUAACCAGGGGAAAUGGAAUAAGUUGGAAGAGGUUUAUGAUGAUGGUGGAGAAUUGGGUGGUGGUGUUUUUAGGAUGUGGGAAGGUGAUGUUCUCGAGUGUUUUGAUGAUCGUCGUUUGGUUCUUCAAUCAUCAUUUUGCCCUUGGUAUAGAUUUGGGGAGAACAUGAGACUCGCUGGUUUUGGUUCUUGUUUUCUUCAGGGAUCUGUAUACAUUAUUCUAGCUACGAUUGCUCUCUGCAACUUUGUAGCAUUUACCAUCACUAAGAAGCCCUGUUUCUUGUAUCUUGCGGUUGCUUUUGCGCUCACCCUUGGAGCGUAUUUGGGCAUUCACCGAUCCAAGAUGAGAAAGAAGUUCAAUAUUAAGGGCAGUGAUAGUUCUUUGGAUGACUGUAUAUCCCAUCUCAUGUGCCCUUGUUGCACCUUGGCUCAGGAGUCAAGGACAUUGGAAAUGAACAAUGUUCAUGACGGGACAUGGCAUGGUCGAGGCGACACAAUGUGUAUAGGAACGUAUGUUGAGGGCGUCAAGGCCUUUGAGCUAAUACCACCCCUAACCGUUUCAAUCGAGCCUUCAAAACCUUAAAUCGAGCUACUUGGGUCAAAAGCUGAAAAGUUGCACAACAAUUGUUGUUGUGGAUCAGGAAUUUCACUGUUUCCCGCCAACUGUUUCGCAAAAAAUGGCCAAAAAAUUUGUAAUAAGUUUGUAUAGUUUACAAGGUUAAAAGGGUUAAUUUAAUAUCGUAAUUGAUGUAGAAAAAAGGCGUUGCAAGUUUAUGGGAAUGUUAGCAACUAAA
Helianthus annuus (common sunflower) is the source of this 1068-nucleotide messenger RNA. RefSeq names its product protein PLANT CADMIUM RESISTANCE 10. Lineage: Eukaryota; Viridiplantae; Streptophyta; Magnoliopsida; Asterales; Asteraceae. The record is from RefSeq and is a predicted model, not a curated record. Bases 177 to 857 code for a protein of 226 amino acids. The transcript has 5 exons.